GAUACUCGAUUCACCGCCAUUCAGCACGAAUCAGCAAUCAGUACGAAUAAUGCACCAGCUCAGCGAACACGACAAGGCUGUCCUGAACAGCAUCUUCAACCCUCUGACACCGCUGGGCGAGGCGGUAUUUUCUGAGGAAACAAAUAUUGACGAAGAGACUCAAAAUUCGGAGGAGGAUGUUUUGAUACCGGAAAUUGCAGAGAUGCACAGGCAAGCGAUUAGCGAAACGGAAAAAGGAAACCACGAUGAAGCACGGAGACUUUUCGGGGAGGCUUUGAAAAAAUCUCCAAACUCAGUAACACUUCUGAACGACAGAGCUCAGUGUCUCAGAUUAGCGGGACUGGAUGAAGACGCAAUGAAGGACUUAAACUUGGCUCUGAAAUUGAGCAACGGUCGAGGAAAAGCCGGAAAUCGCGCGCUUUGCCAGAGAGGAAUUUUGUUAAGAAAAAAUGGCAAAUUGGACGAAGCCAGGAGGGAUUUUUCGGAGGCUGCAAAAGGCGGUUCGAAAUUUGCUAAAACUCAACUUGUCGAGCUUAAUCCCUACGCGGCUAUGUGCAAUCAGAUGCUGAGAGAAAUGACUGUGAAAUUAAGCAAUCCUUGAGGAACUUAUCGUACAGUUAUUAAAUCUACGAAAAUAAAUUCAUGGAUAAUCGUUCAAAAGUUUACAAAUAAACUACGUUGUUGUCAAUGUUUCUAAUUAACCAGUGAAUUUACAUAAAUGUAAACGUUAUAUGCAUUUUUAUAUUUGUUAGCUUUCAAGCUGGUAAUAAAUAAAUGAAUUGGUCAAAA
Messenger RNA from Neodiprion fabricii, 789 nucleotides. Its product is annotated as tetratricopeptide repeat protein 36. Gene Ontology annotation, biological process: cilium assembly. The transcript has 3 exons. Gene Ontology annotation, molecular function: protein binding. Lineage: Eukaryota; Metazoa; Arthropoda; Insecta; Hymenoptera; Diprionidae. The record is from RefSeq and is a predicted model, not a curated record. Bases 50 to 601 code for a protein of 183 amino acids.